Rotaria socialis is the source of this 2415-nucleotide messenger RNA. NCBI's taxonomy places the organism in Eukaryota, Metazoa, Rotifera, Eurotatoria, Philodinida, Philodinidae. The record is from the annotation of a GenBank genome assembly.
AUGAUGCAACUGCAACGAAGAGAAAUAUUCAAGUCUCUACUAGAAAGAGAAGUAUUUAUUUACCCCGAAUGGAAACCCUAUGUUUCCAAGGUUUUUGAUGCUGGCAUUCUAUCAACUGAAAUAUUGAUGGAUACACCACGUGAAGUGAUAAGCAGGUUACAAUCUAUACCACAGGCUCCAUUGGACCGCUUAAUAAAGUUGGCCACGAAUCUACUUGAAAUGACGGUAAAGAAUCUUAACAGUACAUAUUCCCAACCGCUAUCGUCAAAUCGUCUCGUCACCGAUUUUGAGUUUGUUCCUGCUUUUACAUAUCUACAAUAUUUGAAAUCCACACCAUUAACUGACAAAGAAAAUGAAUUGAAAAGGGCAAUUGCAAAGGUAGACAGUAUUGAUUAUGCUACUGAUGGUUUAUUGAAACAUGAAGCGGUAUUUCUCGCACUUUAUUGCCAAGAAUCAAGCAAUCGAUGUGAAUCUUUUUAUACGGUAGUAAAUCGAGCUGUCAAAAAUCGCGACAGUGAAAAUUUUCUCAACUCGAGAUCAGCACUCUAUAUAUUAGACUCCUGUUUUCGUCAUCUUCCAUCUAUUGAAACAGUAGCAUGGCAUGGAAUGAAUACAGCUCCGAACUUGUCAAAAUUUCAAAUUGGCGGUACCGUUUGUUUUAGUGGUAUUUGUAGUUCAUCCACUGAUAAAGAUGUUGCUGCAACAUUGAUGGAAAUGGUACCCCGCAGUCCAGAUCAUAAAAGAACCCUAUACAAACUGAAUAUCAAGAAGGGAAACUCCAUUAAGACAUACAACGCAUUUGGAGAUAAAAAAGAAGUUGUUGUUGGAUUUUGUUCCAAAUGGAAAGUUUUGUCUGUUGAAACAAAUAAGUACGAACUCUUCUCGUUUGGUGAAUAUCAAUGUGAUUAUUUUGUUGAACUUGAGCAGCUCGAUAGUGAACCACUUUUCGCUGCGAAUCUCAAGCUAAUGGGUUUAGAUUUACUGGCUAAAAUUGAUUAUCAUUCAUUGGACUCUAUAAUUGAAAAUAGUUUAAAUGUAUUCAUGGUGGAUUUUAUUUCUCAAUUGGAUGAUCGAGCCAAGAAGAUAUUGCAACAACACUUACCACAGUAUUGGAAAGAAAUGUCUGAUUGUUUUAAAGAUUGUAUACUGUAUAAUGUUGAUGCACGUGAACAAUUGAAAAAUUGUUUAGUUGGCUUGUCUAGUUUAGUUGAGGAAUUUGAUAGCAAUAUGAUAGACGUCAAGCGUGGGUUAUUUUUAUGCGAUAGACAUGAAAUCUAUAAUAGUUUCGAUCUACUUUACGUGAAGACUGGUGAAGUUCGAUCUAUCAAUGAUUUCGUUAGUAUGGGAUUUACAAAUGCGGAAGCUGAAAAAUUAUUUUGUCAAGAGGAACAUCGAGAGGAGCUCGUGCGCUAUUAUGCCAUGGCUAAUUUUAAAGGCACAUUUGAUUCUCCAAAAAUCGUGUCUACCUUAAUGAAAAAUUUAAGAUUAAUGCAUUAUAUAAAACGUGAUGGAUUAGUCAUAGGACUGUCAGGUUUAGCACGAAUCUCUGUUAGAGGUGCUAAAUAUGCUCUUACAGGAAAAGAGUUGGGAUAUUUUCAAUUGCUAAGUUAUAGAAUCAUGAACAAAGUAUUCAUCUAUAAUGCAGGUCCGUCCGAUUAUAUCGUUGCAGGAGUAAUAUUAGCCAUACAAGUUGGAUCUUACUCAUUACAGUUAUGGCAUGGCGAUAUUACAUCAAAACAAUUUUUAAAAGCUAUCUGUGUUUCAGUAGUUGAUACAAUAGCUGGAUGUUUCGGUUCAGCGGCAGGAAUGUUAACCGGUUAUGUUCUAGCAACUUUGAUUGGUGGCCCUGUUACGACAAGCAUUGCAAUUGGAACAAUCGUUGGUGGUUGUCUCGUUGGAUAUGGUGCACAAGCUUUGUCUCGAUGUUUCAUAGAAAAAUAUUGUUGUGAUGGAGACGAGGAAGAAAUUAACGCACAACGUAAAUGGUAUUUAAAUGCUCUGAAUGUAUUAAAUUGUCUACCAGACACUACACUGGAUAAUGUUAGACGAAGUUAUUAUCGGUUAGCGCAAGCAAAUCAUCCAGAUAAGUGUCCAGAUAAAGAAGCAGCAACAGCAAAAUUUCAAUCGAUUGUUGUAGCAUUUGAAAUUGUAAAAAGUUAUCAUGAAGUGUUGAAUGAAUCAUGUGAGAUACUAAAUAUGAAACUGAAGGAUAUCAAUGUCAAUGUUUUGGAGCAAUGGAAGGCAAAGAAUACACAAGCAAUACAGAAUAAUGAAAAAAUAAGUAGAGCGUAUCGUAUUGUUUACCGACAAGUUGCAUACACAAGCGACAAUUGGAAAGGUCUUCGAGCGUGGCUUGAUGGCGAUCAGAAAUUGAGUUUACAGAAGCCUAUGUUAGCGAUCCCUUUUUCAACAUAA